UUGGUCUCAGGGACCUGAAGACUCUGGUCAAAGGAACCGUGACUGGGGUCUUCAGAGGGUGGAUCUCAGGUGUGCCAGGACUCAAGGUCUCUGGAUCUACAUCACUGUGUUCCUGCUUGGUGUUCAAGACUAGAGUCCUCAUGCCUAGACCUCGAAAGCGUAGGCGAUGUAUGGUUGAGGAAGAGCCUGAGGCCCAAAGUGAGACACAAGACCUAAUCAGUGCUCCAGUUUCGAUAGAAGAAGUAGAUUCCUCAUCCUCUUCUACUUGCUCCUCCUCUUUCCCAUCUUCUUUCUGUUCUUCCUCUUCUUACUAUGCUCUAACAUCAAGCACCUCAGAGGAGGGGCUUGCUGCUUCCAGGACAUCAAGUCCUUCUCAUAGUCCUCCAGGAGCUGGCUCCUCCUGCACUGCCAUGAUCUCAUCUCCAUGUAGCCAGUUAAGUACAGACUCUGAAACUGAGGAGAGUCUAGGUUCCUCUGAGGCUCUACCAUGUGCUGCUUCAUUGUCUAAAGGUGAGAUAGAUGUAAAAGUAGAUGAGUUGGUGAAAUAUCUGCUCUUUAAGUAUCUAAUGAAGGAGCCAGUCACCAAGGCAGAAAUGCUGAAUAAUAUCAUUAGAAAUUAUCAGGACCACUUCCCUGUGAUAUUUAGAGAAGCCUCAGAAUGCAUGCAGUUAGUCUUUGGCAUUGACAUGAAGGAAGUAGAGCCUGCUGGCCACACUUAUAUCCUUGUCAUAGCCCUAGAGCUCACCUAUGAUGGGAUGAUGACUGAUAUCCAGGGCAUACCCAAGACAGGCCUCCUGAUAAUGGUACUGAGCAUAAUAUUUAUGGAAGGCAACUGUAUUAGUGAGGACAUGGUAUGGGAUGUGUUGAAUAACAUAGGCUUGUAUGCUGGGAAUGAUCACUUCAUAUAUGGGGAACCCAGGAAGCUCAUCACUGAUGAUUUUGUACAAGAAGGGUACCUGGAGUACAGGCAAGUGUCGGGCAGCCAUCCUCCUUCCUAUGAGCUCCUCUGGGGCCCCAGAGCCUAUGCUGAAACCACCAAAAUGAAAAUUUUGAUGUUUUUGACCAGCAUCAAUGGGAGUGAUCCCAGAUCAUAUCCAGUUUGGUAUGCAGAGGCUUUAAGAGAUGAGGAAGAGCGGGCCUAGGCUAGAAAAGCCUGGCACAUGAUUCUACUGCUCUGACCAGCACACAUUCUAGUGCUCUAGCAGUUUCUAACUCAGAUAAGGUCAGAUGGAGUCACUGAUCUAAGAAGUGGACCCUCAUUCUAGAGCUGGUGGGUGUACAGUGUAAACUAUUCCACUCUUACUGUUGUGUUUGAGUGACUCAGGAAUUUUUCCUCUUAGUAUUCUAAAAUGUUGCUACAUUUCCUAGAAAGCUCAUUAGGCUGAAAUUUUAAGCUUCCUGGUUGCAUUAGUCAUGCACUUACUGCUGUUCAUUCGUAUUGAAAAGCUUUGCUAUUUUGUAAAACAAGUUGAGGUACUUUCCAUCUGAUCUGUAAUCUGUG
Molecule: messenger RNA, 1501 nt
Organism: Peromyscus eremicus (cactus mouse)
Lineage: Eukaryota; Metazoa; Chordata; Mammalia; Rodentia; Cricetidae
Gene: Magea10
Product: MAGE family member A10
Exons: 2
Coding region: 141-1142 (333 amino acids)
Biological process (GO): negative regulation of transcription by RNA polymerase II
Cellular component (GO): nucleus
Source: RefSeq, a predicted model, not a curated record